Knipowitschia caucasica is the source of this 2766-nucleotide messenger RNA. NCBI's taxonomy places the organism in Eukaryota, Metazoa, Chordata, Actinopteri, Gobiiformes, Gobiidae. The record is from the annotation of a GenBank genome assembly.
AUGCUGAGUGUGUUUCACAGGGAUCCAGGUCCAAAGGAGCCGCUGGACGCCAUCUUGAGGCGUCUGCAGGAGGACGUGGUGACUUUUGUCAAAGAGCAGCUGCAGAGGAUCCAAAGGCUCCUGGCCUCAGAUUACCCAGAAUGCUCUGAGAGUGAGGAGGAGAGCAGAGAGGUUCUGAAGAUCGCCCUGGACUUCCUGAAGAGGAUGAAGCAGGAUGAGCUGGUCCAGCGCCUGCAGAGCAGAAGCACUGUUGGAGUUCGUAGAGAUGAACUGAAGAAGCAGCUGCAGCAUAAGUCCAGCCGUGUGUUUGAGGGCGUGGCUAAAGCAGGAGACUCCGCCCCCCUGACCCAGAUCUACACAGAGCUCUACAUCACAGAGGGCGGGGCCUCAGAGGUCAACCAGGAACAUGAGACCUUCUACAGCUCUGGACAGAACCUGCUGAAGACACCACAGUCCUCUGAGAACCUGCAGAAGACACCACAGUCCUCUGAGAACCUGCUGAAGACACCACAGUCCUCUGAGAACCUGCAGAAGACACCACAGUCCUCUGAGAACCUGCUGAAGACACCACAGUCCUCUGAGAACCUGCUGAAGACACCACAGUCCUCUGAGAACCUGCUGAAGACACCACAGUCCUCUGAGAACCUGCUGAAGACACCACAGUCCUCUGAGAACCUGCUGAAGACACCACAGCCCUCUGAAAACCUGCUGAAGACACCACAGUCCUCUGAGAACCUGCUGAAGACACCACAGUCCUCUGAGAACCUGCUGAAGACACCACAGUCCUCUGAGUCUGAGGGAACUUUCUACAUCUGUGCUGUGGACCAGGCCUUACAGAGUCCAAACGGACACCUGGACCUGUUCCUGCGCUUCCUCCUGGGGCUGUCUCUGCCGACCAAUCAGAGGCUGCUGUCAGGUCGAGUGUCUGUGUUCCUGGACUCUGAGGCUGGAUCUCUGUCCUUCUAUGAGGUCGUCUCUGAUGGAGAACUGAUCCACCUCCACACCUUCACCUCCUCCUUCUCUGAGCCUGUGUUUCCUGGGUUUGGACUGUGGCAUGAAGGUUCCUCUGUGUCUGUGGUGGAUCUGAGGAGAGCGCCCCCUGCUGGACUGGGGUCUGAAGGUUCCUCUGUGUCUGUGGUGGAUCUGAGGAGAGCGCCCCCUGCUGGACUGAGUGAGAUGCCCACCGUAGCACCUGUGAGUGACGGAGCGGUGGUCGGUGCAGUAUCGAGAGGACGCCGCCAGCAGCGCACAGCACAGCGGACCGAGGACGUCACGUUCUUCUGCAAGCGCUGCGCGACUCAACACAAGCCAAGGCAAUGUCCCGCUUUUGGUAAAGUGUGCUCUUACUGCCACGGGAAGAAUCAUUUUGCCAAGCAAUGUUUCUCCAAAAAGAAAGAGGGAAAAAGGGGCAAGAAUGUAAACGUGGUGGACGAUGCUGACACAGAUCUAAGUGAUACGUUCUUUGUGGGUAUGCUCGGUCCUCAGUUCCUCAGUGAUGAGGAGGUGAUGCUCCUGGUCUCCUCCAAACACAUCCCGUCGUACAAACUGGAGUCUGCUCUGGAGCGUCCAGAGAGAGGCGUGUCCAUCCGGAGACAGAUGAUCUCGUCCAAACUGCCCUGUCCCACCGCCCUGUCCUCGCUGCCCUACGCCAACUAUGACUACUCCAAGGUGAUGGGUGCGUGCUGUGAGAAUGUGAUUGGCUACAUGCCGGUCCCGGUGGGUGUGGCCGGGCCCCUGCUUCUCGAUGGGAGACAGUUCCAGGUCCCUCUGGCCACGACCGAAGGCUGCCUAGUCGCCAGCACCAACCGAGGCUGCCGCGCCAUUGCCAUGUCUGGAGGGGCCCACAGCUGUAUCCUGGGGGACAGUAUGACCCGGGGGCCCCUGGUCAGACUGCCCUCUGCCUGUGAAGCUGCAGAAGUCAAAGCUUUUCUGGAAUCAGACGAAGGUUUCAGACUCAUGAAGGAGGCCUUCGACCACAGCAGCCGAUUUGCUCGUCUUCAGAAGCUGCUGGUGGCUUUAGCCGGAAAGAACCUGUACAUCCGCUUCCACUCUCAGACCGGAGACGCCAUGGGCAUGAACAUGAUCUCUAAGGGCACAGAGCAGGCCCUGAGCAGCCUGCAGCAGCUCUACCCCGAGCUCCAGGUGGUGGCUCUGAGCGGCAACUUCUGCACCGACAAGAAGCCGGCGGCGGUGAACUGGAUCGAGGGCCGCGGGAAGUCUGCGGUGUGCGAGGCCACGAUACCAGCGAGAGUGGUGCGAGAGGUGUUGAAGACCAGCACUCAGGCUCUGGUAGAAGUGAACAUCAAUAAGAACCUGGUGGGUUCAGCGAUGGCGGGAAGCAUCGGAGGAUACAACGCCCACGCAGCUAAUCUGGUGGCAGCCAUCUACAUCGCCUGUGGACAGGACCCGGCUCAGACCGUGGGCAGCAGUAACUGUAUCACUCUGAUGGAGGCGGCAGGUCCCUCUGGAGACGACCUGUACAUCAGUUGCACCAUGCCGUCUAUAGAGCUGGGGACUGUGGGGGGGGGCACCAACCUGCCCCCCCAGCAGGCCUGUCUGCAGAUGCUGGGCGUACAGGGCCCUAACCCUAACCCAGGAGAGAACUCUCGGCAGUUGGCCCGACUGGUCUGUGCCACGGUCCUCGCAGGAGAACUGUCCCUGAUGUCAGCUCUGGCAGCGGGUCACCUGGUGAAGAGUCACAUGACCCACAACAGGUCGAAGGUGAACCUCCAGACCCCAGGGACCUGCACUCAGAACGGGUCCUGA